CAGGGGACCUGCCGGCAGGCCUCCCUGCGCCGCCGGGGUGGGCAUCGCGGCCGGGGGACGCGCCGGCCGCCCCUUCCUUUCCCAGGUGCGGGGGUCCCUUCCCGCUGCGCCCAGGUGCCGGCUCCCCUGCGGCUCGGCUGAGGUUUGGGGCCCCUGGGAUUGGCGCGGAGGAGCUGCCGUUUGUCCAGCCGAGUCCUCAUUGUCUCAUUAAUUGGAUCUUCGUGCGAGGAGCAACUGGACCUAGACUGAAACCCCCUUGUGGUUUCGACAACAGUCAAUUUUUUCGAUUGCACAAAUUGGGGCUUCCCUCAAGGACCACUGUGCAUCAGAGCCCAGGAGAUGCUGGACACAGAAGCCACUGGUAAAAUUGAUCGUGUCCUGUGCUGAAGAUGUUUCCGGAACAACAGAAAGAGGAAUUCGUGAGCGUCUGGGUUCGAGAUCCCAGGAUUCAGAAGGAGGACUUUUGGCAUUCUUAUAUUGACUAUGAGAUAUGUAUUCAUACUAAUAGCAUGUGUUUUACAAUGAAAACAUCCUGUGUACGAAGAAGAUACAGAGAAUUUGUGUGGCUGAGGCAGAGACUCCAAAAUAAUGCAUUGCUGGUACAACUGCCAGAACUUCCAUCUAAAAACCUAUUUUUCAACAUGAACAAUCGCCAGCAUGUGGAUCAGCGUCGGCAGGGUUUGGAAGAUUUCCUCAGAAAAGUCCUACAAAAUGCACUGUUGCUUUCAGAUAGCAGCCUUCACCUCUUCUUGCAGAGCCAGCUGAAUUCAGAAGACAUUGAGGCGUGUGUUUCUGGGCAGACUAAGUACUCUGUGGAAGAAGCAAUUCACAAGUUUGCCUUGAUGAACAGACGUUUCCCCGAAGAAGAUGAAGAAGGAAAAAAAGAAAAUGAUAUAGAUUAUGAUUCAGAAAGUUCAUCCUCUGGGCUUGGACACAGUAGUGAUGACAGCAGUUCACAUGGAUGUAAAACAAGUACAGCUCCACAGGAAUCCUGAAAAAUAAUUCUAAUGUUACUGUUUUAGGAAUAGCAAAUUAUGUCCAGUCAUAGGGAAGAAAAGCUUGCUAAUACAUAAUAUACUCUUACCUAAAGCUCAGUCAUGAUGUUAGGUAUUUAAAAUUCUUAAAGACAUGGAGUUAUUUAUUCGUGGUAUUUUUACGUUGUCUUAUUUUAGCCAAGCUUCUGUAUCAAGCUAAAGUCCUGUGAAUGCAAUAGUAUCCUUUAUGGGCGAACAUUAUUGGUAAACAAGAUCCUCCCCUCAAAUGAAAUGAUUUAUAUGUUAAAAAAAAACCUAGUUGGUUUUAUUGAAUUUUAAAAGAUAGGUAAAUAGGUAGCAUUUAAAAUCAAGAUAGAGCAUUCUUUCUUGUAUCUGUGGGGCAGUGUUACUGUAAACACAGCAUAUAUAUUAACCACUUUGAAGAGUAAACAGCAUAGACCAGACUGCUUCUCUCAGACAUGUGGCUGCUAUUUUGUGGAUAUCUUCUGUGCACUGGCAAAACACUUUGCUUUUGGGUGUUUGACUGAUAUAUUUUAAGAAUAUUUAAUCUUGACAGUAUUCUAUUUCACACUUAGAUGGGAAAUAUAUCUUAUAAAUAGAGAUGUAUUAAAAUAAUGUUUACAUCUUAGAAAAAACAGAAAUAGUGCUAGUAAUUUUACUUAUAAUCGCAAUAUAUAGAUUCAGAAAUACAUUUUCAUUGUCCAAAAUCAGCUUAAACAAAUGGUUUCUGGAAAUAAAUCAUUUGUUUUCAUUAUCCUUGUGUAAUUAGAAUUAUAGGUUAAUGAUUUAUUUUCUGACUAAACGUGCAAUUUCUUAUCACUAAAUAACAUUCAGUAUCAGUGGUGGCUACUUAUUGCUUAUCUUAAGUCAAAAGAAGGAUCUUAUAAAAAUUAAUAAAUUUAAUUUUACUAACAAAUAUUUCCAAAAUUAGAAAAAGAUGUCAACCUGCUAAUUUCAUAAUUAAGUAUUCAUUUUUUAAAAGUCCUUUAUUUUUAAGCAGGUACAUGAAGAUUGGUAUAAUUUUAAUAAAAUGUCUUUUUUGUUUGUUUUUAGUGGCCCAAAGAUUGUAUGUCUUAGAUAAACUACUUUGAACUUCAAAUUUCAGAUGAGGCAGCAUUUUCUUGAGAUAAUUACCCAAGUUUCUUUUUUGUUGAAUGGAACAAAAAUAUCUCUGUGAAACUAACGGGAAGAUAUUUUCAUAUAACUGGAUAACUUGUUGCUUUAAUUAAAUGUUACUCAGCCUAAUUGGAGAGUAACAGAGGCUGGUAUAAAAAGUAACCAUUUCAUUUUAACUAUUAUUGUAUUUUUAGAAAGUCUUUACCAUGCUUGUUUCAAAGAACCAACAGAAAAAAAAAACCA
Lemur catta (Ring-tailed lemur) is the source of this 2354-nucleotide messenger RNA. RefSeq names its product sorting nexin 10 (gene SNX10). The coding region runs from base 390 to 995 and encodes 201 amino acids. The transcript has 8 exons. Gene Ontology annotation, molecular function: phosphatidylinositol binding. NCBI's taxonomy places the organism in Eukaryota, Metazoa, Chordata, Mammalia, Primates, Lemuridae. Gene Ontology annotation, biological process: intracellular protein transport. The record is from RefSeq and is a predicted model, not a curated record.